AUGCAAGUUGGGAAGAUAAUUUGUGGACUUCUCUUGUGUGUGGUUGCAGAAGCGUUCCUGCUUGGGUUGGAGAGGAAAGUUUAUCGUGAAGGUGAAACAGUUGAAUUAUUAGUAAAUAAAGUCGAAAGUGACCACACACAACUACCCUUUGGGUAUUAUGAAUUACCGUUUGUGUGUCCUCCGAGUAAGGAUGCCAGACCUUUACAUUUAUCGCUAGGAGAAAUACUAAAAGGUGAUAGAGUGUGGCAAAGUGAUUAUCAAAUGAAAUUUAUGUUGGAUCUCCCGUGUAUGCGGUUGUGUGACGUCCAUGCAUUAGAAAGUGCUGCCAAAAAGGCCGAUUACUUGGUGAAGAACGGCUAUGUAGCUCAAUGGACUGUUGAUGGGUUACCUGGAGCCACUACUUUUGUUAGUGGCACCCAUAAGAAUAAGUAUUAUGCAUCAGGAUUCCCUCUUGGGUUUACUAAAAACGAUAUCAGUUACAUCUAUAAUCAUUUUACUUUGGUAAUCAGAUACCACAAGGAUCCUUCAGUCAAAGAUGGAUACAAUAUUGUGGGGUUUGAAGUUUAUCCCAAGUCAGUGAAAGAUCCUAUUUGCCCUGGGAACUCAAAGGAUUACGAAAAUUUACCAUUGGUCCCUAAAGCAGACGCAUCAGGUAAAAAGAAGGUUAUUAUUCCAUGGACAUAUUCUGUAUACUGGAGAGAAGAUCAUUCUGUGACAUACAAAGACCGCUGGGAUUCAUUUUAUCAGAAUGAUGCCUCCAAUCAGAGCCAUAAGAUCCAAUGGUUGUCCAUUAUCAACUCAAUGGUGCUCUUGAGUUUGCUUUCUUUGGCCGUGGCCGUUGUGCUCUCGAAAAUGUUGAAGCAAGACAUUCAACGUAAAAACGCACUUCCAACGACAUCAAUUAAAAGCAGCACUAGUAGUGGCAGUUUGGUCUGGCAACGGUUAGAAGAUGAAGUGUUUUCCAGUCCCCGAUUCACAUUGGUCUUUUGUGUUAUCCUUGCUUGUGGUAUACAAAUUUUAUUUGCAGCCGCAGGUGUAGUUGUUAUCUUUGCAGUUGGGUCCAACUUUGAUAUUGGUCGAGUGCCCUCUAAUUCUCUGUGGCUAUUCCGCAGUCAUGAUGGAGCCUUCUUCUCAUUGUCUAUUUUCCUAUUGUUGGCUUCAGGAUUUGUAUCUUCUUAUUUGGGAAUCAUAGCUCAUAAGAUUUUCCAGAACGACCCGAUACAAGAAACUUAUCGGCUAAGAAAGACCUUGUUUUUAUCAUUACUAUUCAGUGGCUCGUUACCGGGUACCAUUCUAUUGGUGGUUUAUUUUCUUAAUUUCUUUGUGUGGUACAAAGAGUCCUCCAAUGCCUUACCCUUUGGAACCAUUGUUGUUCUAUUGAUAAUGUUUUCCCUUAUAGAACUCCCCUUAGGGAUUGUUGGGGGAUAUUUGGGUAAUAUUCGGAAAGUGGUGGUGGGGAAAGAUUGGCUCAGAACAGUUCAAACUGGUCAUCGGAUCAAAUCCAAUGCAGAAUAUUUGGAAUUGGAUAAGCGUACUCCAUGGUUUUCUCAUCCAAUCUUAAGUACCAUUGUAUUUGGUGUAAUCCCCUUUGGAGUGGUUUAUGUUGAUCUUAAUGUGAUAUUCAAUUCCAUAUGGUUAGAGAAAACAACCUUUUACUAUAAGUAUGGGUUUCUUCUUUUAACCCUUGGAAUGUUAUUUAUGGUUCUUGCUGAAUCAGCCGUUAUUGCCAUCUAUGUCCUGCUUGCUGUCUACUCUAAUCCUCAUUGGCAAUGGCUUUCGUUCAACGUGGGAAGCAGUAUAGGUUGGUUUGUGUAUGCUUAUCUGACAUACUACUUCAUUUUCCACAUGCACGUGAGUGAUUUUGUGCUGGUCUUGUUGUACUUUGUCUAUAUGGGAUUGGUUAGUGCGUUAUUUGGAGUGGCCUGUGGGGUGGUUGCCGUUAUGUCUGGUUAUAUCUUUGUCAGUAAGAUAUACCAAAGUAAUAAGGUGGACUAA
Lizanozyma spartinae is the source of this 1995-nucleotide messenger RNA. RefSeq lists its product as uncharacterized. The record is from RefSeq and is a predicted model, not a curated record. Bases 1 to 1995 code for a protein of 664 amino acids. Gene Ontology annotation, biological process: protein localization to membrane; vacuolar transport. Gene Ontology annotation, cellular component: membrane; Golgi apparatus. The transcript has a single exon. NCBI's taxonomy places the organism in Eukaryota, Fungi, Ascomycota, Pichiomycetes, Serinales, Debaryomycetaceae.